UUGGUCAGCUUUUUUUCUUGUUGGACUAAAAAUCAGUUGGCUGAAAAUACGUGAUGUCACAAAAGAGGAGAAGAGGAAACGAAGAACAGAGAAGAGCAGGAAAGCUCCCAAAAGCUCCUCACGUUAUUACAUCUCUCUCCGUCCCUCUAUUUACAUCAUAAUUAUUUGCAGGAUAUGGUUGCUUGGUUGCCAGAGUUUGGCUCCCAUUGAAGGGAUAUUACACUUUUGCUGAUUCCAAUUUUAAAGAGAAAGGCACAGCCUUCUGUAUUUAGAGAGAGAGUGUGAGGGAGAUUUAGGAGGAGGAGAUGGGUUCGAAGAAGGCAGAAAGUACAUCAGCUCCGGCAAUUAGACGAGACCCUUAUGAGGUAUUGAGCGUAUCGAGAGAUUCUACAGACCAGGAGAUUAAAACUGCUUAUAGAAAACUAGCUCUCAAAUAUCAUCCGGACAAGAAUGCCAGCAAUCCUGAAGCUUCUGAACUUUUCAAGGAGGUUGCGUAUUCCUAUAGCAUCUUAUCCGACCCAGAGAAGAGAAGGCAGUAUGAUAGUGCAGGGUUUGAGGCUCUUGAUGCUGAAAGCAUGGACAUGGAAAUUGAUUUAUCUAAUCUGGGUACCGUCAAUACGGUAUUUGCUGCAUUAUUCAGCAAGCUUGGUGUCCCUAUCAAAACUACAAUUUCUGCUAAUGUUCUUGAAGAAGCUCUGAACGGAACUGUCACAGUCAGACCCCUUCCUAUUGGAACAUCAGUUAGUGGAAAGGUGGAAAAGCAAUGUGCCCAUUUCUUUGGUGUAACAAUAAAUGAGCAACAAGCUGAGUCAGGCAUUGUUGUGAGAGUAACUUCAACUGCACAAAGCAAAUUUAAGUUACUUUAUUUUGAACAAGAUGUCAAUGGUGGCUACGGUUUGGCAUUGCAGGAAGAUAGUGAGAAGACUGGCAAGGUGACGUCUGCAGGAAUGUAUUUCUUACAUUUUCAAGUGUACAGAAUGGAUUCAACUGUGAAUGCUUUAGCAAUAGCCAAGGAUCCUGAUGCAGCUUUCUUUAAAAGAUUGGAAGGUCUUCAACCUUGCGAGGUUUCAGAACUAAAAGCUGGCACUCAUAUAUUCGCUGUUUAUGGGGAUAAUUUUUUCAAGACUGCUACCUACACAAUAGAGGCACUUUGUGCAAAAUCAUAUGAAGAUACCACAGAAAAGCUCAAGGAGAUUGAGGCUCAAAUUUUACGAAAAAGAAAUGAGCUGCGCCAGUUUGAGACAGAAUACAGGAAGGCUUUGGCGCGCUUUCAAGAAGUAACUAACAAAUACAGCCAGGAAAAGCAAUCAGUGGAUGAGCUGCUGAAACAGAGGGAUAGCAUACAUGCUUCCUUCACUGUGACUAGGACACUUAGUAAUUUAAGCAAUGGAAGUUCGAGCAAAGUUCUUGGUGAAGAUUCAAAAGCUGAAAGUCCAGGGGAAGAGGGAAGCGAGGGAAAAGAUAGAUCAGCCAAAAAGAAAUGGUUCAAUUUGAACCUUAAAGGAUCUGAUAAAAAGCUCGGUUAAAAAGGUUUUAUAGGUGAUUUUGUAUUAUCUGAGAAGUUUGAAAGGAUAGCUAUCGUCGCAUUUUAUAUUAGGGCCACCAAUUUAUUGCAUGCAAAAGUUUGUUUUGUAUUAUUUGUUUUCUUUUUAUUUUUUCUCCUCAUUAGGGUUUUGUCCUGAGGUGGGUUUUUUGUGGCAUGUUACAAUAUGGUUCUAUAAGAAGUUUCAGGAUUUCAAGGUACGUGUGUGUAUAAUUUCAAUUCAUUUUUUUUCAUAAAGUUACUUUUCUUGUUCUCUUAGCUCAGUUAGCAAAUUCGAACAUUUGUUGUAAUACUCUUCUUAAAUAAUUCCUUCAUUUCUUUUUAUGUUGUAAGAAA
This is a messenger RNA of Jatropha curcas, 1879 nucleotides long. RefSeq names its product Chaperone DnaJ-domain superfamily protein (gene ARG1). The record is from RefSeq and is a predicted model, not a curated record. NCBI's taxonomy places the organism in Eukaryota, Viridiplantae, Streptophyta, Magnoliopsida, Malpighiales, Euphorbiaceae.